AUGUUAUAACUAGAUUUAUAAACAAAUAUAAGAUAAGAAUUGUUUAUGUUUUACUAAAAAAAUUGCCAUUUUCUAAAUAAUUCCUUUCAAAUCUAUCAGAAACUUAACAGUGCUGUCUAUUAGAAUGGGACAAUCUUAGAAUUUUAAAAUUAAUUGAUGGAUAAAUUAUACUUUAUAAUGAAGGAAAAUGUAGCUCAAUGUAUUGGUAAUAAAAUAUUAGCCUAUAAUUAAAUUCUAAUUUAGUAUUUUUAUUGUUAAAUAUAAUGUCCUAUUUAAUUGAAGUGCAUAAGUGAAUCUUUAAUUGAGUUUAUUGAUUUGAAUGAUUUUUUAGUGUUAAAUAAAAAUGUAUAACUCUAAUUUUCAGAAAUUUUGCAUGUUGAAAGACAAUCAUAAAAUUCAUUUUCAUUGUUGUGGUGA
Messenger RNA from Paramecium sonneborni, 417 nucleotides. NCBI's taxonomy places the organism in Eukaryota, Ciliophora, Oligohymenophorea, Peniculida, Parameciidae. The record is from the annotation of a GenBank genome assembly.